Molecule: messenger RNA, 1101 nt
Organism: Sclerotinia sclerotiorum 1980 UF-70
Lineage: Eukaryota; Fungi; Ascomycota; Leotiomycetes; Helotiales; Sclerotiniaceae
Exons: 8
Coding region: 1-1101 (366 amino acids)
Source: RefSeq, a predicted model, not a curated record
AUGCCUACUCCCAAAGUUACCCUCAAGCCAGAAGGUCUUGUCGAUAAAGAUGGCCAUUCUUUAUUGACCAAUCUAGAGGUCCACAAACUCCUCAGAUUUGUUUGGACUGGAGUCUUUCUUUCCACAACCAAGGAGGAAUAUAUGAAUCACACAAACAUGAAAACAGACGAUUACAAUCGUCUAAAGGAAUAUAUUGACCCCCUUCUAUUAGUUCACGCUACUUGCAAAAAUCAUUGUGUAGUCUUCAAAAAUGACACUUACAAAACCAUCGUUGACUUGGCCGAUUCUAUGUACGCCCUUGCGCAGAAAGCGGGCGGUAAAGAAGCCGGCUCAUACUAUGCAAACAUACUUAAAGAUGGAAAAAUCCUUUUCGAAGAGUUGGACAAAGACAUCGCCGAUCAAAACCAAACGGUCAUCAGCAACAAGCGGACCGUCAUCAAUGCUCUUCUCAGGGGUGAUCAGAAAGCUCUCAAGGAAAAAGACAAAAUCAUCAAUGACAAAUUAGCUGCAGAAGGUGGAGAUAUUGAUACACUCACGACUACUAUCGCCGCCAAAAUCAAGGAAAUAGACCAAGAUCAGGAUGAGUUUGAGCAAGACGUUAUAAUUGCUGCAACAACCGCCGCUUAUGCCACCGUAUUUCCAGUUGGUACCAUUUGUGCAGCAGUUGUUCUUGGUGUUUACACAGAGAGAGCAGUCGUAAUGAAGGUAAAAAUUGAUGCCUUGAAGGAAAUUCUUCAGAACGACCAGGAUAAACUUGCUUCUGACAACAUGCUGGUGGCUGGUCUCAAACUUAUGGAUAAAGAUUUGUCUGCUUUGAUAGCACUGAUUGGCCCAGCCAUCACUGUCAUUGAUGAAAUGGUCGGAGCUUGGGGCAUCAUCGCUGCGGAUCUCAAAGCGGUCAAGGAUGCUGUAGCCGAGAACUCUGACGAAACAGAUUUGCCAGAAUUGCAGGAAAUCUCACAGGAGGGUGUCCUCAGCGCAUGGAAUGAUCUUAAGGUUGAGGUGAACAACUUCCGCCAGGCCGCGUACAUUAGCGACCCCGAUCAAGUCACUCUUGAUGAUUAUUCCAGACAGCUACAGGCUUCAAUUGAUGGUGCUUGA